UGGUUUGGUGAUUUGGUAACAACAGCGUUCUUCGAUGAAAUGUUCCUGAAUGAGGCAAUGGCCCAGUACUGGGAGACGAACGGUAUUAUGUACGCAUUCCCGGAACAAGCUAAAAUGGGCAAGUUUGAACGUUUCCGCAAGGGAAUGGAUGGCUUUGCUGUGGAUUCAUCUCCAGACACUUCAAAACCUGUUAUUCCUAAGAAACCCAAAUAUUCAACUGGAAUUAUCUAUGAUAAGGGUGCUACACUACUUCAUAUGCUCAGCAAUACAGUGUCACCUGAAGUUCUACAACUUGGCUUGCAAAAGUACUUGAAAAAGUACAAAUAUUCCAAUGUUGUUGAUAGCGAUCUGUGGGGCGAAAUAACACAAGCUGCAGCAACGAAGAAUAAGAAAGACUGGGAUGGGAAACCGCUUAACGUACAGUUAUUAAUGGAUCCAUGGACAAAACAGGCCACAUAUCCCGUUCUGAAGGUAAGUUAUGAUGACGCAUCCAAACAGGUCACCUACUCACAGGAACCAUUCAUUGUCGAUGCUGUGUCAAAGCUGGGCCCAAGUCCUUACGACUAUAAAUGGAUUAUUCCAGUGUUCUCUCAAACUGCGGAAGGAAGCACCUUUAAUUACUUCACUGGUGCUGAUGGCGGCAAUCCGAGUGUUUGGAAACGUCCUCUGAAUGGCUGGCAAGUGGAGAAUGCUGGUUUCGCGGGAUUCUUCCGUGUUUGGUACGAUGACGCAACAUGGCAACCGAUACUGAACCAACUGCAAAGCGAUCGAGAAGUAUUUGAUGAGCUUACCAGAGCGGAAUUCAUCGCUGAUGCAGUCGCCCUAAGAGAACGAGGUUCACUCGAGUGGAAACGUGUACUGGACCUGGCGCUUCAGCUGGAAGGCGAAACUGAGCUAGCACCAUGGUAUGCUUUCUCGAAGACAUUCGACGAACUCAAUAGUAUUUCCCAGUCGAACGGCUUCAGCGAUGGGGAACGCGAGAAAUUCCAGGUCUUCUUCGCUCUUUUCCUCAUUUUAUUUUUCUACAAACUACCAAACGAUCGUCAUACAGGACGAAUAAAAAACCCGGAAUUAUUUCAGUUGUUCGCACGGAAGAUUCUCAAGAAUAUCUACGAGAAGAUCGCAUGGAAAAAUACAACCGACUGGAGCCAAGACAUGCUUGCAUCUUAUAUAACUGAAUGGGCAUGUGAUGCGAACUUACCACAAUGUCUCAACGACGCAGCAGAGAAGCUGAAUACAUUCGCAAGGGAUUGUGAACAUUCCAAGUCUGGUACAGGUAUCUGCAAUAGAGUAUCACCGAACGUAAGACGCACACAAUACUGUUGGGGCACAUUGAUGAAUGCAGAUGAGAACAAUGUUGUGGGAAAGAUGUACGAUUGGUUCGUAGAGAACUCGAAAUAUUUCGAACGCGAUGCGGAUAACCUAUUAGAAGGACAAUCGUGCACACAGAAUGCAGAUAAAUUCAAUGACCUUAUACAACGAACGUUGUCCGGUGAACUACCCGCAAAGACACUCGAAUAUCUUGGAAAACAUGACGGGACGGGUCAACGUCUUUGGGAAUACUUCAAAAAAAAUACCGAUGAGAUCAUUUUCGGUGUUCCAAGUGUUCUGGAAUAUAUGAAUGCUGCAAUGGCUAAAUGGAGCAGAAGCAUAGACAUAGAUCUGGUCAAUCAUUUCAUGGAGGACUCAAGUUUGUUAUCAGAGGACAAUAAGGAAGAAAUUUCUCAAGCCUUAUCAAAUCUUGAAAAGAGAAUAGACUAUAUUACUGCUAACAAGCAAUCCAUUGUUGACUGGCUCGGAUCAAACUUGCAUCGUUUUUUUGAAUAA
Molecule: messenger RNA, 1827 nt
Organism: Anisakis simplex (herring worm)
Lineage: Eukaryota; Metazoa; Nematoda; Chromadorea; Rhabditida; Anisakidae
Source: the annotation of a GenBank genome assembly